CUCAUAUUCUCCUCUUUGUAACCUUUCCGUUUCCAUUUGCAGAGACAGAAAGGAGAGAAUUUCUCUUUCCUUUUUUAUUUAUAGCACAAAAAAAACUUUACAAAUAUAAAUAAAUCAAAUAGUAUUCCCAAAAGAGACAUAACCGUUUUGUUUUCCGAAAGAGUUUUCUCUCUGUUUCUGUGUAAAGAAGUCAUGGCGGAAAAAGGGCGUCCGCUUCCUAAGUUUGGAGAGUGGGAUGUAAAUGACCCAGCUUCAGCUGAGGGAUUCACAGUGAUUUUUAAUAAAGCUCGAAAUGAGAAGAAAGCUGGCAAGAUAGACUCACCACCGAAAGGUGACUCUGCACACAAGAAUAAAGCAAUGCUUGGAAAACCUCAGUCAAAAAAAUGGUUCUGCUGUAUGCAAUCUACUGCGGCAGAAUCAUGAACUGUCUUAGCUCUUACAUGCUGCACUGGAAAGUGAUGUUGGUUGGAACCAGACGAUACGAGUGCGCCGUAUAACACUGGAGCUGUAGUCAAGAUCUGAUGAGGAAUACUGGGAUUUUUGCUGUUGUAUUUUGGAAUAUUUUCUCAAAUUGCAGGCUUUUGCUGCCAAAAUAUGAAUGAUAUAUAUUUGUUUAUUUUUUUAAUCUUAAGUUCUUAACUACAUUAUUGCUCCUAUUAUUUUUAUUUUCUUGCCAAGGCUAAGGACAGAUUGGUUGUGUUAA
This is a messenger RNA of Nicotiana tabacum (common tobacco), 703 nucleotides long. RefSeq names its product protein NOI4. Gene Ontology annotation, cellular component: plasma membrane. The record is from RefSeq and is a predicted model, not a curated record. Lineage: Eukaryota; Viridiplantae; Streptophyta; Magnoliopsida; Solanales; Solanaceae.